AGUACCACGCCGGACAUGAUGACUCUGGACUCUGCCAGUUCGGACGGCAAAGUAAACUUCGACUGUUUAAACGCGACUUCAGUGAUUCGUAGGGGACUUGAGGAGGACGGAAGCCCGCCCCCUAACGAUAUCGCGCACCACAUGUUGAGAGACAUUUUGCAAGGUCGUAAGAAGGAUUUGAUGACACUGGAACAGGAACUGCGCGGUGUUAGUGUGAGUGGAAACUGUGGUGAGGCGAACUCGCCAGACAACAACAACAGCAUCAACAACAACAACAACGAACUGAAAAACGGAGGACUAGUGAGUGCGGGGGGUGGUGACACGAGUGACACGGAGACUGGCGGAGGUGGUGGCAAGUCGCUCACGGUCAACGGGGGGGACAUGAACAUGGACACGUCCGACAUGAACAGCGCGGAAGACGAGGCAGCUGCGGCCGCAGCGAUGGAAGAGGCUCUUAGCGAAGUGGGUGUCGUGUCGAAGCAGCAACAGGCCGAGCUCAUGGAGGACGCUCUCAACAGCAUGAACGGCGGCGGCGCCUCCGACUCGGAACCCUCCAUGGCGUCACCAGCGUCUGAGUCGUUGGCGAAUCCCAAGGACGACGUGGACGGCGAGAUGACUGGGGCCGCUGACUUGAACAAGGAACAGGAAUCGCCAUGCGCACCACCUGUAGCACAGAAGCCCGAGCAGCUGGAGCUGAAACGUGCGCGUGUAGAGAACAUAGUGUCGUCCAUGAGGUCGAGCCCGGCGCUGCCCGUGGUGAACGGUUGCAAGAAGCGAAAGCUGUACCAUCCGCAGCAGCACGAUAACAGUGCCGAACGCUACAACACUUCGGGCUAUGGGCUGGGGCUCGGGUUGGGACUACUGCUCGACGACGAUGACGAGAUGGAGCCCCCAGAGGUGCGACAGAAGCGCGUCGAGAAGAACGCGCUCAAGACCCAGCUGCGCACUAUGCAGGAACAGCUGGCGGAGAUGCAACAGAAGUACGUGCAGUUGUGUACGCGCAUGGAACAAGAAUCGGAUUGCCAGGACACGGAAGACGUUACCAGCGACCUAGAGCAGGAUGGCAACAGCAUGCCCAUACCGGAGAAACCCAUGUCUACGCCAGUCACGACACCUAUCAAAGAGGUCGUACCCUGUUCGCCCAUCACUAAUCAGUCGGGACUUUCUCCUGCGGUGACCAAGUUGGUGUCUGCCAAGUUGCACCCUCAUCAAAAUGCCCCACAUCCACCCCCUCAUCAACACCCCUUGCUGCCGACGCUGAAUGGCGGUUUAUCGCUCCUGCAACAACAUCAACAGCAACAGGUACAGGUACAACAGCAACAGCAGCAGCAACCACCACCCCCUCAUGGCCCACAGCACGAUUCCCACCCCCAGCCACAACUUCCACACCAUCACCAACAGCACCAUCACCACCACCACGCCAUCAGCAAUGCGGCAGCUAUGUACCUCGGCGUCAGCCACAAACUUUUCCUUGAGAACGAGGCCCGCCUCGCGAAGGAUGCAGCCGUCGCAGCGGCAGUGGCUGCAGAGCAACAACACCAACACCAGCAGCAGCAACAGCAACAACAGCAGCAACAACAGCAACAACAGCAGCAACAACAACAACAACAGCAGCAGCAACAGCAACAACCAAUACAACAGCAUCCGAACCAGGGCCAGCAACAGCAUGGCGGAGGUCAAAGCUGCCCGCCUCAGCUGCAGACUAACCACCCCCAACAGCCGCCCCCGCCAGGCCAGCAGCAGAUGCCAAAAAGCUCCUCCGUGUCAACGGACUUCUCGGAACGCUUCUCCUUAUUUCGGAACAAUGUGACCGCCAUGGCACCCGUCUCAGGCUCCGACCUGGAGGGCCUGGCGGACGUGCUUAAGACGGAAAUCACUGCGUCGCUCACAAACCUCAUCGACUCGAUCGUAGCGCGCUUCGUGCAGCAACGCCGCUUCCUAGGCAAACAGUCAGAGGUGGCGGCGGCGGCGGCAGCCGAGCAGCUCAACAAAGACCUCCUAAUGGCCUCACAGCUACUGGACCGGAAGUCGCCCCGUACAAAGGUCAUAGACCGAGGGAGUAUGACCGGAGGCAGUGCGGGUGUCAACACAGGUGGCCCCAGGAUAAACGGCAAUGCUUUUCCAACCCUCGGCAUGACACAUACAAACAACAAUCCCGAGAACAACAUCAACACCAUGAACCUGCCCCAUGUGAGACCAUCGCCAACUGCGGCAAUGUUUCAGCCUCCAAAGACCCCCGGAAACGUCAACUCUUCUGCAGCGGCGGCAGCGCUCUACUCCUCCAUGAGCGGCCUUGGGGGCCCUCACAUAAACCCGUUCUGCAUGUCAGAAGGGCGGGAGGGAAUGCCGGAGCAGAACGAAGCCCUGAGCCUCGUGGUGACACCCAAGAAGAAGCGCCAUAAGGUGACCGACACACGUAUCACGCCGCGCACUGUGAGCCGUAUCCUGGCGCAAGACGGCAUGACAGUGGCGCCCGCGGGUCCCAUGCAGGACGGGACCCCGACGAACAAAUACGGCAACCUUAUGGCCUCCACGAGCGGUGGCGGCGGCGCUGGAAGCGGAGCGGAACUACCCACGUCAGUGGCCAUCCCCAACCCCAGUCUCCACGAGUCGCAGGUAUUCUCACCCUACAGCCCGUUCUACAACGCGCACCACCAGCAACAGCAGCAGCAACAACAACAACAACAACAGCAGCAACAACAGCAACAACAACAACACCAACACCCGCUCAUGGCAUCCUCGAGUCCGCCCGGAGGCAUCGGGGUGGGAACUGCUGACCCACGAGACUCGCCACCCCUGCCACACCCACCCACACUCCUGCACCCCGCUCUGCUAGCGGCGGCGCAGCACGGGGGUUCCCCGGACUACGGCCACCUGCGCGCCAGCUCAGGUAUGGGUGGCGGAGCGGACAGCGUGGACCGCAACUCGGACUGCAACUCAGGAGAUGGGCCCUACGACGGCAUUCAACCAACAAUAUCCUUUAGCAAUACUGCACCCACACAGAUAACGAGUCACCACUCCUCAACCCUCACUCCGAUGCAUCUGCGGAAAGCCAAGCUGAUGUUCUUCUGGGUGCGCUACCCCAGUUCAGCCGUCCUCAAGAUGUACUUCCCCGACAUCAAGUUCAACAAGAACAAUACCGCUCAGCUAGUCAAGUGGUUCUCCAACUUUCGAGAGUUCUACUACAUCCAGAUGGAGAAGUACGCAAGGCAGGCGGUCAGCGAAGGCGUCAAGAACGCAGAAGACCUUCAUGUGAGCGGCGAUUCAGAGAUAUACAGGGUGCUCAACCUUCAUUACAACAGGAACAACCACAUAGAGGUUCCCUCCAAUUUCCGGUUCGUGGUGGAACAGACCCUCCGGGAGUUUUUCAAGGCAAUUCAAGGCGGCAAGGACUCGGAACAGUCGUGGAAGAAAUCCAUCUACAAGAUAAUCUCCCGUCUAGACGACCCUGUUCCAGAAUAUUUCAAGUCGCCCAACUUUCUGGAGCAACUGGAAUAGCUGCAGGACUAGUACGUGACUCCUGAAGAGCACUCCCACCCCUCACCCCGCCAUGCAGCAGUCAGUGUCCAUCCGGGUCUGCUGCUGCAUCAACGCGUCCUAACACGACAACACAAGAUUGCUUCCGUUCAGCUAUUCUUGCUUGUCUUUCCUAUUCUGUUGCGCUUUACACUCUGCUGUUUCUCUUCCGUUAUCCUUUACUCCUUCUUCUUCUUCUUCUUCUUCUUCUUCUUCUUCUUCUUGGCUCCUUGCCGCACGAUCUGUUCGUCUCUGUAACCAAUGGGAAGACAGUCCAGCAGAAGGGCUGAUACAUCUGUAAACUGUUUCGUUGAGGCAAUUCAAUGGUAGACUGCCCACAGUCGUAAAUACCAAAACUAUAUUAUCUUUUAUUGUAACAUAGUUCUCACUGUUGAUUACUGUGACCAAGUCCAAGACAACAAACACCAGAAGGUGACCGACUCCGGGACUGGACUGGUUAGCCUGGGGUGCGGUGGGGAGGUACCUCUUUGUAUAUAUUACGUGCCGAUCCUCAACCCCCAAGUCAGGGGCGGAGGGGACCCAUCUGGCCUGUCCCCUUGCCCCUGACCUUAAGGACCCGUCUCGGGUGUGCAUUGAGAAGAAGUGCCUUCUCAAACCUUCCAGUUAAUAUUGUCUAUCAAACUUGUGGGCAGUUCAUUGUGUAAAUAAUGUUUAUGUAAUUUUAAUUUAAAGCCAAGAGAGUUAAGGCUCGUCUUGUAAAAUGCACAUCUACUAUUUGAAUAAUAUGGUACAGAUAUAAAUGACCAAAGAACUCGCUGUAGUGAAGAGGUUGGAGUUUGUUAAAUCGUGUGCUAGUCGUUGACUAAAAGUGUCGAAAUAAUCCGUUGAUAGUUCACACUGAAUUCGUUUUACUAUGAUAAACAAAUGUAAAAAAAAUGGUAUUGUUAAUUAUUAUAUUAUUAUUUCUUGCCAGAAGGAACACAGUGUGCACAAACCUUUAGUUGUAGUUAUGAAUCACAUGAUCUCACGCCGUCACGAACCACCAUCACGCCAGCCAGACAGACAGACAGACAGACAGUCAGUCAGUCAGUCAGCAAGCUGAAGCAAUGGGGAUGAACAUUAAGUCAAGCUAGCUGCUGGUGUUGUACAAGGGAGCGCUGGGCAGAUUCUGAUCUGUACCUACUAUUUGUCGUGGUGAGUUUCCUAGUCAAAAAUAACCCAUUGUCUCUCUUAGGUUAAACUCAGUAUUUAUAUUCAGUGGUGAAAACGUAAAAAAAAAAUGCCUUCUGAUGUUGAACGACAAUGUAACUGAUUUUGUGAUAUAUAUACUUGAUUGAAUUUUACACUAAAGAAAUUUUGAUAAUUGCUUUUGAGUAAAAAGUAUAAAAAAGCUAAUGAAAAGAGAACAACUUUUUUCCCACAAAUGUAAAGUACUGUGUUACUGUGUGCAACGGAAACAGCCGCAGAAGAGAAGAGCACCCGAUGAGUGUGUAAGUGCGCGCCAACUCAAUACCAAUGUGAUGAUCAGUGGGGAAAAAAUGUGACACCCGCGAGUGAAGAGAGGACUUCAGAAUCAAAAAGUAAAUGCAAAUAGAACAUUUGGUCUCGCGAGGCAGACGGCUGGGUCAUGGUAGUGGACGCUCUAGCAAGCUGGUCAAAUACCCCCUCAACAUACUUUUACAACCAGUCACCACCCAUAGCAAUGAAGCAGUACGAAUACAGUUUACAGAUAUAAUUCAUCAGUUGAACAACCCGAUCCAGCAGCCAAUCACUUCUACAGUGGAGCACCUGUAGCUUACAUUGUCCUUGUUUCGUCUCUCGUCUGAACCCUCAGUACUUACAGAUACAUCCACGUGGCAGGCAGAUCCCACAGUUUACCAGCCGCUACUCUGCCAGCGUAUCGACUAAUAUACUAGAGAGAUAGGGAAAGUAUAUAAAUAAGUUAUAUAAAUAAAAAUAUCAGAUACUAGAUGUGGAGAUGGAUGUAACCUAAGAUGGUAACAAAGGAGGAGAUGAAGCAAAAACCAAAGUGUCCUUUAAGUUUCCGGACUGUUGAGUUCGCCAACUGUUUACCGUAAAGAAAAGGUGACUCAACAGUUUUGGUACCUAGUCAUCACUUAAAAAAAUCUCUUUGUCAGCUGCAAGCAGAAGGAUUCAAAUCUUGUCUCACACACACACACACCCAUACACACGCACACAUGCAUACGUACAUACGUACGUACAUACAUAGAUACAUAUACAUAUACAUACAUACACAAAUACAGCCGAGUCGUGGAUCGCAGUAUCGCUACUCCUUUGUUUCUUUGAAGCUACAUCACAUCAUCAUCGUUCUAACAAAUAUGAUCAUACAAUAUAAUGCAGAACAGUCGCGGCAGCGUCUCACAAACCGAACUACGCCCACCACUUCCGAAAACUGCUCGCGUCGCCCCGUGCGUCGACCGGGUAGCCCCCCCGCGUAGACACGAUGGCUUGGCGGGCCCCUUCCCUUCCCACGGCUCGCCCAUGCCCCACCAUACAUUGCUGUAUUGAAUGCUUUUGAAAACAAACAAACAAACGUUGCCAGUGCAUCCACUGGAUUUGAGUUUUGUUUAUUCUUUCAAUAGAUCUGACAUUGUUGACUCCUGCUAUGUGAUUGUUGCCCUGUAGAUUUUACCUUUCCCCAUGGUUGUUGUAGUUUUGACAGGGAGCAAACCCUUACAAAGGUGGUGGUGUGGUGAGGAAUGUUUUUCUGUUGGUUUUCACGUAGAUUUCACAUACGAUUCUUUUCCCAGCAUGCUUCAGUUGACUAAAAAUUGCAACGGUUCCUUUCUCUGUACGCUACUCAUUGGAACUUGUUUUAAACGCAAAUACAGUUUUGUUUCUGCACACGAGCCAUUUGGAUACUUCACUCAUCUGUUUUCAUAAGGGUGCUGUUAUUUUUGAAAACCUCUCUCUCUUUCUCUUUCUCUCUCCCUCCAUUAAAUGUAGCAAUACUUAGAUCAAAAGCAACAGAUUUGGCGUGUUCUUUCCUGCUUGCGUUACAAUGCAGUUUUCAUUUCAGAAGAAAAUACAGGUCUUGGAAAUGUUUAGGAUCCCUAUUCAAACCUCGUCACGAGAAGUACAAGCUUAGUUAAAGCACCUUCGCGCCUUAUCUUUAUGAUAAAAAAAAUUGAGCAAAAUGAAAUUGUGUGUAAUUUUUACCAAAAUCUGCCUUACAUUCUAUUUUCUUAAAGAAUACCUAGUGUGAUGAUUUGCUGUAGAAGAAAAACAGUUCUCACAUGUCUGGAAAACGUUUUUGGUCGUUGUUAUGUUUUUAUUACACUAGCAACUCACUACUAUAUUAUCACUGGCAACUGCCCCCAAGGGUUGCUUCCCACCAUUACCGUUUGUACGUUCGUUCGUUAUGCAUAACAGGCUGUUUCAGAAUCUUCUAGUCCAUUACACAAACAUAGUCAUUCUUUUGAGUGUGAGAUGUAGUAUAUGUAAACUGUUGGUAACCUUUGAGCGUUCUGGGAUACAUCCUUCAAGUUAUAAUUCAGUUGGUCACCGACUAUUCGCCCGUCACGUAUUUGUUUUCAAUAUCAGUUAAUUUCAAUUGUUAACGAUACGCCAUGCAUUGUUUAUAAGAAACAGAACUGGAGAUAUUGUACGUUUAUUAUGUGUGCCCUCUUUGAUAUUAAGUUGUAUCAAACUGUGCAUGUGACGUCAUCGUAUCCUGUCAAGUUCACUUUCUGGAGACUGUGAGUGAGAAUCCUGUGAAGUGUUCUCAAUUUUAAAAUAGCUAUUUGGACAAGGAACCACAUACAGUACAGCACACGCAAUAGACUGAAGGCAACUAAACAAAACUGAUAUUCAACAUACAUGCAAAAUAUUCCAGCUCUAGGCAUCCACUCAAUCAAACUCACACACAGGGCCAACUCGUCCGACCUAAAGUGCCUUCAAAAAUGUUAAUUUUUUUAGAAAGAAAAAAAAACAAAAGGGCCCUAAAUAGACCAUUCUCGCCCCACCAAAACAUUUUACAUCAUUUUCACUCCGGUCUCCUGUUUAUGUAAUAAUUUCGAAGGACCCGAACGCAAAUUCAAGUUAUUAAGAUUGUUAUGCUGAGAAAUACAAGAUAAUUCCGUUUACUGGUAUUAUUACAGAAGUAUUCGCAUAUUUAAUUUAUUGGUUCUUAUUUUAAACAUUGUAUUUACAGAGGUUUCAUGUGUCAUGCAUGUAAGAAACCAUAUAUCCAUGGUAUAGCAUUUACUCUAGUUUGUAGGAAUACAUGAUUAUAAUGAUAAGAACUACUCAAUGGUUUUUAUUUGACAUCAGAUUCCCCAAGUUCACUGUUCCAUGCAAAUACAAGUUAACUGUUAUCGUUGAGUUGUCAUGGUCAGGCGUUUUACGGAUUUCCUGUUGUCCCCAGCCCCUGUUACGUUAUGACACCGUAGCUAAACAGAAAUGCAACGAGCUGACCCGGAUAAGGUGAAGUUUAAGAUUUUUAACCGAGUCAAAUAGUUUUUCACUAGUCUUUGUCCACAUAAGGGAACAUUAAAAUUAAUUUUUUCUGAAAGAAAGAAAGGAAGGAAGGAAAAAAGAUAAGAAAUUGAAUUUACGGCAACCUUGUAUAAUGGUAUGUGUCCUUGUACAUAUGUAUUCAAACGACUGGUGCUGACUUUGUAUAAGUGAAAUGCAAGCUCUAUCGUAGUAUACAAAAAAAGAGUUCGUCCGAGACGAUUAUUAUUAAGUACAAAAUAUGAAAAGUUUUCUAAAAAAGCUCAACGUCUGAUUCAGACAAGUGUGCUGGAGUUGGAAGUUUCGUAGAUGUGUUCGUGGAUAUUCUUAUUUAUGAAAACUGUACCUAUGUUUAUACACAAUAUUUUACGGUAGUGGGGCUUCACCAAAAUAACGUUGCAGCAGUCCGUAAUCUUACCACCACGGACGUUCCAUUUCAUUAAGGGCGAUUACAUUCAGCUACGGGUCCUACCUGGCUAAAUAAAUCUAUAUUUGUACUAUUUAUAAAAAAUACGUUACUUCGGGUUGUUCAGAAUGUAUUCCAGUUUUCUGUUCCAACCCAGCACACCUGUAAAUAUAUAUAUAAAUUAAUAUUAAGUAUUCCUAAUUAUUCCAAAUAAAAUUACUCUGAAAGAAAUGUCAAUAAAUUUUUAAAAAAUAUAAAGCUCAUAAUGCGGAACAAACAAACACGUGUACCAACGCAACGUAAUCACAAAGUACGUACAAAUUUUCCUAUGCAUAGGUUCUCUAUACGAUUAAUGUUCUCAAUUCAGUCUGUGCUGCAUGUUACAUUCAGUCAAUCUCGUGUGUUAAAAAGAUUGACGCACAAAAUAAAAUUUUGCUUUCUUUCUGAACGGCGUGUCGUUGUCCAUACAUGUUGUUAUAGAAGUUUAAACUGUUCAGUGUAUUACUAGUUUUAAAAAGAAACAUCAAUUAAUUCCAUGUACUAAACGUUUUUAAAGAAAACUUUGUGUUCGUCUUCAACAUAACGUGGAGAGCUGUUGAAACGGAUGUGUUUUUGAUGAAUACAGUAAUAAAAGCUAUGCAUUUA
Messenger RNA from Zootermopsis nevadensis, 9004 nucleotides. NCBI's taxonomy places the organism in Eukaryota, Metazoa, Arthropoda, Insecta, Blattodea, Termopsidae. The record is from RefSeq and is a predicted model, not a curated record.